AUGGCCCUUCUUAGUCUUCGCAUGGAAUGCGAAAGAGCACAAAUACAUCUGUCUUCUGCGGGGGAAACUAAAGUUAUAGUUGAUUCUCUGUAUGAGAGAUUUGCAAAGCUGAAGAGAGAGGAGUUGGACCAUGUAAUCGUGGCUGGAGCUUCCACUCACAUUCCAAAGGUGCGAGAGACGAUUCAGAAUUUCUUUUGUGGAACAGAGGUGUAUGACGGUAUACACCCAGAGCAUGUUGCGGCAUACGGGGCUGCUGUGCAGGCAGCGGUAUUAAAUGCAGAAAAAAUAGAUUGCCUGCAAUUAAACACAGCGCCUUUGAGCAUUGGAGUUGCAAAGCAAUUUGGUGCCAUGUUAGUUGUUGUUCCAAGAAAUACGCAGAUUCCGUUCAGAAAAAAGGUCGUCUUUUGCACUGGGGAUGACAAUCAAAUUACAAUGAGCAUAAAAGUUUAUCUAGGCAAGAGUUCAAAUAUCCGAGAACAUCUUUUGCUAGGGGAGCUCUUCUUAUGUGGGAUUCCACCUGCUCGGAGGGGAGAAGAAUCCGUCGCAGUUUGCUUUGCCAUGGAUGGUUCGGGAAUAUUGAAAGUGUCAGCUGAGCAUAAGAAGACGGGCUCAAAGAGUGAGCUUACAUUAGAUAAGGUAUAUGGUUUUCAACUCAGCAAAAAUGAGAUGGAAAGAAUGUUAAUUGAUGUAGAACGACUCAGUUCACUGGACAAAGAAUUCGAAAGAAACGUUGCGGCACGUGAAGUACUUGUAAAUCAAGUGUAUGAGAUGAGAGAAAAAGUAAGAAAAGAGAAGCUGAAGAUACAAGUUGUUGAGAAGGAGGUUGAAGACACCAUUGCUUGGCUGGAGGGAAAUGACACAGCUUCAACUUGUUUCCUUGAACAGAAAUUAAACGAUUUGAAAAAGAAAAUUGAGACCCACUUUGGGGGUUUGUCGAUAACUAGAUCUGCAUGCCAUUCGCUGCCACGAGCAGUUUCUAUAACUAGAUAA
Molecule: messenger RNA, 990 nt
Organism: Cryptomeria japonica (Japanese cedar)
Lineage: Eukaryota; Viridiplantae; Streptophyta; Pinopsida; Cupressales; Cupressaceae
Exons: 2
Coding region: 1-990 (329 amino acids)
Biological process (GO): cellular response to unfolded protein; protein refolding
Cellular component (GO): cytoplasm
Molecular function (GO): misfolded protein binding; ATP hydrolysis activity; ATP binding
Source: RefSeq, a predicted model, not a curated record